This is a messenger RNA of Lycium barbarum (goji berry), 2235 nucleotides long. RefSeq lists its product as uncharacterized. Gene Ontology annotation, molecular function: hydrolase activity, hydrolyzing O-glycosyl compounds. Gene Ontology annotation, biological process: carbohydrate metabolic process. The record is from RefSeq and is a predicted model, not a curated record. NCBI's taxonomy places the organism in Eukaryota, Viridiplantae, Streptophyta, Magnoliopsida, Solanales, Solanaceae. The transcript has 14 exons. Bases 218 to 2122 code for a protein of 634 amino acids.
UGACACUUGCCUAUUCCUCCGAAAUAGCAUCCGCUGAUUAUGUUUCUUGCCAUCACACUUCUUUUACUUUUUUAACUGACUACCUUUUUCAUUAAUUCCCCUCUUUAAAAUCCAUUCAUUUUUUGUUUCUUCAAACCCCCAAACUCAAAAAUCACUCAAAUUAUACAACUUUUAUCAGCUUGUUAGCAAGAACACUAGUUUGAAUUCUGAAAAAAGGAUGAUCUUGAAAGCUUCUGUUUUAAUCAUCUUCUUCACUCUUUUUGUUCACUGGGAAACCUCAGAAACUAAAUCUCAAGGUGAUAUUGGACAAGCCAGCUUGCCGCCAAGAGGUUGGGAUUCCUAUGACUCGUUUUGUUGGAGCAUCUCUGAGGAAGAAUUUCUUAAGAAUGCAGAACUUGUAGCACAGCGAUUAAAACCUCAUGGUUAUCAGUACGUUGUGUUGGACUUUCUUUGGUAUAGGAAGAAAGUCAAAGGUGCUUAUACUGAUUCUUAUGGUUAUGAUGUUUUUGAUGAGUGGGGAAGGAUGGUUCCUGACCCUGGUAGAUGGCCUUCCUCUCAAGGUGGAAAGGGGUUAUCUGAAGUGGCCCAAAAGGUUCAUAGCAUGGGCCUGAAAUUUGGGAUUCACGUAAUGAGAGGUUUAAGUAAACAAGCAUUCAAUGCUAACACCCUCAUACUGGAUACCACUACGGGCAAAGCUUAUGUGGAAGCUGGUCGACAAUGGCGUGCACAAGAUAUAGGAAUUAAGGAGAGGACUUGUGCGUGGAUGAAAAAUGGUUUCAUGAGUGUGAAUACCAAGUUGGGAGCUGGAAGAGCGUUCCUUAGGUCACUCUAUCAACAAUAUGCUGACUGGGGUGUUGAUUAUGUGAAACACGACUGUGUAUUUGGUGAUGACUUGGAUUUAGAUGAGAUAAUCGUUGUUUCAGAGGUAUUGAAUGAGCUUAGCCGACCUAUCAUAUAUUCCUUGUCCCCUGGAACUAAUGUAAAUCCAACCAUGGCGAAGGAUGUAAGUGGUUUGGUCAAUACGUAUCGAGUAACCGGUGAUGACUGGGAUACUUGGAAAGAUCUCUCUUCCCACUUCAAUGUUGCGAGGGAGUUCGCUUCUGCUAACUUAGUAGGAGUCAAGGGCCUGAAGGGGAAAUCGUGGCCCGACUUGGAUAUGCUACCAUUUGGGUGGCUAACAGAUCCAGGUUCAAAUCGUGGUCCACACAGAUAUUGCAAUCUUAAUCUGGAUGAGCAACGUACUCAGGUCACUCUAUGGUCCAUGGUCAGGUCCCCUUUCAUCUUUGGCGGAGAUAUGAGAAAGCUUGAUGAUACUACAUUUGGUCUUCUUACGAAUCCUACUCUCUUGGAGAUUAACUGGUUUAGCUCGAACAACAUGGAGUUUCAUUAUGUGACAGGUUCUUCAAGUUCACCUGGAAAACAUGGCUUGACUCACCAUACUGAGGAUAAAGAAACAAUAAAUGUGUUGCAGACGAGAGUUUUGGCUCUCAGGAGCUGCACAGAUGUAAAGGCAAAUGGCUGGUCGACUAAAGUUCUGGACAAUGAUCUAGAGCAAGUGUGCUGGGAAGAGAAAUCAAAUAAACGCAAGGCACCUUUUUGUCUAUACAAGAGAAAAGCACUUUCAGCAUCAGAAGGGGAGAUGGUAUAUAAGCACCAAAAUCACGGGAAUCUUCACUUACUGGUAACAGAGAGAACAGAAUAUUGUUUUGGUGCAUCUUCAAAUAGAAAGCUUACAUCUAAAGAGUUGAGCAGAGGUUCAUUUUCACGGUGCAGAUCACAUGCCAACCAGAUGUGGGAGGUGAACUACAAUGGAACCCUCAUGAAUAGUUAUUCUGGUCUUUGUGCUACCAUGGAUAUUGUCAAAGCUUCUUCCGCUGGAGUUAGGUCCUGGCUUGCAACUGGAAGAAGAGGUGAAAUCUACUUGGCUUUCUUCAAUUUGAACAACCAGGUGACAAAAAUGUCAGCAAAGAUAUCAGACAUAACUAAUGCAAUUCAUGCUAAGAGUUCAAAUUGCAGAGGCAGAGAAGUAUGGAGUGCCAAAAAUCUUGGAGCCAUAAAGGAUUCAAUAUCUAUGUCAGUAAAAGCUCACGGAUGUGCAUUGUUUGUCUUGAACUGCAACUAAUGUUGAGUACACUAAAGGAAGUUCUACAUCGAGUCCAUGUUGUAUAUUCAUCUUUCGUAAAACACUUGUUGGAUCAUUUACUGAAAUAAAAUAUUACUAUGCUUGUGUCUUGA